Molecule: messenger RNA, 1365 nt
Organism: Pogonomyrmex barbatus (red harvester ant)
Lineage: Eukaryota; Metazoa; Arthropoda; Insecta; Hymenoptera; Formicidae
Biological process (GO): detection of chemical stimulus involved in sensory perception of smell; sensory perception of smell
Cellular component (GO): plasma membrane
Molecular function (GO): olfactory receptor activity; odorant binding
Source: RefSeq, a predicted model, not a curated record
UACGUAUCAUCGAAUUCACUUUUUUACAAACAAACAGAAACAGAGGAAAGUAGAAAAUUAUGAUUCGUAAGAAUACACCUAAUAAUACAUCAAAGUUUAUGCUCACUUUGUGUGGUAUUUGGCCAGGCGCGUCAUGUGUUUCUUUAUUUAGAAUACUUUGGGUUAUUUUAACGGGAGUUAGUGCAUUUUUUCACUGUCGUUAUUUUGCAUCGCAUAUAUAUUCUGCCGAAAUUAUGGAUUUGAUGGAGUGCUUAUCCACCCUCAUUGCACAUACGAAAAUAAUGUUCAAAUUUUUUGUGUUUUGGUUCAAUCAGCGAAAAUUCGUCGAAAUUUUGACAGACAUGGCAGAAGAUUGGAGUGAUAGUGCUAAUAGUGAUAUCAGCAUGCGUGAAACACUACAUAAAGCAAAAUUGUCGGAUCGUAUUACUAAUACCAUCAUCAUUCUUCACACUAUGUCUAUUAUUACAUUUUGCAUUGGCAUCUUUCUGACCAAUGUCAAUGUCAACGAUGGAAUAGAAUUGCCCUUUGCUACCAAAAUAGAUAUUCCUUUUGAAAUAAAAACACAGUCCAUGUACAGAAUCAUCUUACUUAUAGAAUUUUUGCAUUUGAUUUGUUGUGGAUGGGCAGCUGGAAUAACAAACUCUUUCUUAUUAACAUUAGUAAUUAACUUCUUACCUAAUGAUAUCUUCAUUUUUUUUCAGGUUUUACAUACGGUUGGUCAAAUUGAAAUUACGCGACAUUGGUUGAUAAAUCUUGUUUCUCAUGAAAAUAAUCAUACAUCGUUUAUUAAAACUACAAGCAAAAUUAUUGAAAAACAUAAAAAAAUUAUCAAUUUUUCAAGAAAUAUUGAAAGUCUGUACUCAAUUAUUGCAUUGUUUCAAUUUGUAUCAAACACAAUAAUGAUAUGUAUGCUGGGUUUUCCUAUCGUAACAGCAAUUGGAAGCCCCAAUGCGGUAAAACAAAUAUUGAAAUCAUUUUUAUUUUAUACUAUAACAAAUCUUGAAGCGUUUAUAUUUUGUUAUGCUGGAGAAUAUUUACAUAACAAGAGCAAAGAAAUCGGAAUUGCAGCAUACGACAGUGAAUGGUACAAUUUGAAAUUUAAAGAAAGUCGUGUUUUGUUGUUUAUUAUAUUAAGAUCACAGAAACAAUUGUCACUCACGGUAGGGAAGAUGACGGAUCUUUCUCUAGAAACAUUUACAAGUAUUAUGAAUGCUUCGGGGUCGUACUUGUCAAUGCUGUUAGCAAUGCAAUAACUAGAUUGACAAUUUCUAAAUAGUCUUGAAAAAUUUAAUUUUAUUUGUAAAUCACUAGUUACAAAUACACAUACUAUAAUAUGACAUAUUUUUUUAAGAUAGAAAAUAGUUU